AAGUGCCCACCACUAGGGAUCCAGCUGAUCAUGCAUGACAUGUGCUUGUACGUGUUUACCAACACUGACUAACAACGUGAAUAACAAUCGCAGAGGUAAAAAUGACGAACCUGCGCAAGGAACUGGAGAAGUGCAAGCACCCUAACAGUCGGAAAACCAAGGCGCUGGGCAAGAAGGCACGUCGUCAAAACAACAAGCACAAGGUCCGUUUGGGCCAUGCCAUCAAAAGCAACAUCACCGGCGAGAAGUUGAGCUGGUUUCUCGGGCAAAUCGAUGAGGGACGCACUGAACCGCUGACUCCGCAGGAGUUGGAGGAUCUGAUUGAGCUCUAUUUCACCCGAUUCGACGAGGAGCUGGAGCAGAUCAACCUAAAGCAGUCGAUUGGCAAACAUCGGGCCAAUCAGCAUGCAGCCCGCAAGGAUGUGAUCACCAUGACGCUGGAGAAGGAACGCAACGAGUUCCGCACUGGCGGCCUGGAGCUGAUGAACCUCUGCGAUCCACUCAAGUUGAAAAUGCUGAGAGAUUGGGACGGCAGUGCCCUCAGUGUACAGCACCUGAAACUCGACCUGGUCUCCUAUAACAUGUUGCAGCGGCUGAAGGAGCAGUCUGGUAAAACAGAAACCAGCGAGCAGAUGGAAACAUAAAAUAAAUGUAUAUUAAAAACUA
This is a messenger RNA of Drosophila erecta, 666 nucleotides long. RefSeq names its product translation machinery-associated protein 16 homolog. Gene Ontology annotation, cellular component: nucleus. The record is from RefSeq and is a predicted model, not a curated record. Bases 102 to 644 code for a protein of 180 amino acids. The transcript is spliced from 2 exons. NCBI's taxonomy places the organism in Eukaryota, Metazoa, Arthropoda, Insecta, Diptera, Drosophilidae.